AGCUGGAGCAGUUCGUGGCCCAACUCGGUCAUCCGUUUGGAGUUCUUGAGCCCAUGGCGACCAUUGAGAGACUGGAGUCCUUGCCGCGUGUGCAGUUUGGACGAACGGACAUGAUGGUGUCUCGCGCCUGUGGCGGUACCAUGAUGUGGGGGACCUUGAACAAGGAGGAAAGGAUGGCCCACGAGCAGUUGGACGCCCUCGUUGAGCAGGGCGUCAACUUCAUUGACACAGCCGAGCUGUACCCGGUGCCCUUCGAGGGCGGCAAGGUGACGGAGGAAUGGAUCGGCCAUUGGUUGGAGGGAGCCCUUGCGGCCAAAAAGAUCCAACGAGAUCAGUUUUAUAUCGCCACCAAAGCGAAUCCCUCCAACAAUGGUGCACCGGACAUGAAAGGGCGCAAGAAGCCGUGGGGCUUCGACCAAGAGUCGCUCUUGGCCUCGUGUAAGGCAUCCAUUGAGCGAUUGAAGUGCCAGUACAUCGACCUGUACUACCUGCAUUGGCCAACCCGGAACGUGCCGGUCUUUGGUUGCAUCUCCUAUUUCCCGGACAAGAACCGACCGGUGCCAUCUUUUGACAAAGGUGAAGUGAAGGACUUUGAAGCCCAGGUCCUGGCCAUCAAGGCCCUUUUCGACGCAGGAUUGAUCAAGCACUGGGCCCUCUCCAACGAGAACAAUUACGGCGUGACCAUGUUUUGCCUCACCUGCGACCGGCUGAAUGUGCCGCGGCCCGUGUGCGUGCAGAACGACUACUCCCUGAACAACCGCAUCUUCGACACGGACUGCUACGAAGCUUGCCACCGCUUUGGCCUGGUCAGCUGCCACUUCGGCCUGCUCUGCGGAGGCGUCCUGAGUGGCAAGUACAUACGAGACUCACCUUAUGCCAAGAAGGACCCCGGGAGGGACUUGGGCGAGUGCCGGCACCACGCCCGGCCGAACUUCCAGCCGCGGUACUCCUAUCCGAUGCCGGCGAAGGCCACUGAGCGCUACGUGGUGCUCGCGGAGAAGUAUGGCUUGACGCCCACGGAGCUGGCGGUUGCUUGGGCCAACCAACGGCCGCAUGCGGGCGCGGUGAUCAUUGGCACGACCACCAAACGCCAGGUCGAGGAGUGCGUGGGGGCAUGCAAGAUUAAGGCCUUGCCCAAGGAGCUCUUAGCUGAGAUCGACCAGACCCACGAGGAGUUCCGGAAUCCCAACAUGCACUUCGUCAGCAAGGACUUGAUCUCCAACGCACCCUGGCUGAGUCGCUAGAGGUGGGAAAUGGAAAAAGAAGACACGCCGCUGAGCGCGCGGAGGAGGAGGCAGGUGAGUGAGUGAGUCAACGUGACUUCGGUUUCCAGGCGACUUCGCUGAGUGUUUUCUUUUUCCCGGCAACCACCUAUGUUGUUUUCGGACAACCACAUGAUACAGAACGUUCUGCGCAGAACGUCGCCGUGGAGGUAUCCCCCGGAAAAUGUCUCCUGUUCAACCAGUUUUCA
Molecule: messenger RNA, 1471 nt
Organism: Durusdinium trenchii
Lineage: Eukaryota; Dinophyceae; Suessiales; Symbiodiniaceae
Source: the annotation of a GenBank genome assembly